Molecule: messenger RNA, 9525 nt
Organism: Xyrauchen texanus (razorback sucker)
Lineage: Eukaryota; Metazoa; Chordata; Actinopteri; Cypriniformes; Catostomidae
Product: roquin-2-like
Exons: 19
Coding region: 261-3371 (1036 amino acids)
Molecular function (GO): metal ion binding
Source: RefSeq, a predicted model, not a curated record
CGCUCCCAAAUGUCGGGAAAUUACAUACGUGAUUAUGUGUGAUGUCUGGAGGGAAAAAAAGGCGGAAAAUCGGUAAAAACAAGUUCGUCUGUCUUGCGAAUAUUUGAAACACGAUGAAGAAUUUCGUGUUAAUGACGAAGUGCACAUAAACUAUGGACUGUUAUGAUGAUACUAUGUAUCGCCUAAGGUGUGGUUAAGGUGUUCGGGUGUAGCAACAUGCAAUCAACCUGAGUGUGAGAGUUCCACCUUGAGGUUACAGGAUGCCGGUGCAGGCAGCACAAUGGACUGAGUUUUUAUCCUGCCCCAUCUGCUACAAUGAGUUUGAUGCUAGCUGCCACAAGCCCAUCAGCCUGGGCUGCUCACACACCGUCUGCAAGACCUGCCUGCACAAACUGCACCGCAAGGCCUGUCCCUUUGACCAGACGGCCAUUAGCACUGACAUUGACAUGCUGCCUGUCAACUGUGCCCUCCUGCAGCUGGUGGGGGCACUGGUGCCAGAGGGUGAGAUUGUAAAUGUGGGAAGUGUUGAAGACACUAGACAUUACGAAGUGUGCCGAAUGUGUGUGGAGGAGCUGGCACUCUAUCUCAAACACAUCAGCGGUGGAAAAGGUGUAGUUAACCUCAGUCAGUGCACACUAAGUAGGCCCAUGCAGAGGAAGCUGGUGACCCUUGUGAACUGCCAGCUGGUUGAGGAGGAAGGGCGUAUGCGGGCGAUCCGUGCGUGCAGAUCUUUGGGUGAGCGCACCAUCACUGAACUCAUCCUACAACACCAGAACCCACAGCAGCUCUCAGCCAAUCUUUGGGCUGCUGUGCGGGCACGCGGCUGUCAGUUUCUUGGACCUGCCAUGCAGGAAGACGCUCUGAAACUGGUACUGCUGGCCCUUGAGGAUGGCUCGGCUCUGUCUCGGAAGGUUCUGGUGUUGUUUGUGGUUCAGAAACUUGAGGCACGGUUCCCUCAGGCGUCCAAGACCAGCAUUGGUCAUGUAGUUCAGCUGCUGUAUCGUGCCUCCUGCUUUAAGGUGACCAAACGAGAUGAAGACUCCUCUCUCAUGCAGCUGAAGGAGGAGUUUCGCACUUACGAUGCUCUACGACGCGAGCAUGAUGCUCAGAUCGUUCACAUCGCCAUGGAAGCAGGGCUGCGAAUCUCGCCUGAGCAGUGGUCCUCUCUGCUGUAUGGAGACCUCAUCCACAAAUCUCACAUGCAGUCAAUCAUAGACAAGCUCCAGUCACCAGAGUCCUUUGGUAAGAGCGUGCAGGAGCUUAUAAUAAUCCUGCAGAGAACAGAAGACCCAGCCAACCUCAACAGCCUCAGAGCUCGUCUAGAACGGCUGGCUAACAUCGACUACAAUCCUGAUGCGACUACUCCAUCCUGGGCAGAACUGGAGAGUGUGUUACUGGCUGUGAAAGUUGUUGUCCAUGGGCUGGUGGAAUUCAUUCAAAACUUCAGCAAAAAGAGCCAUGACAGCCCUCAGGCUCAGCCAAACACCAAGUACAAGACCAGUAUGUGCAGGGACUUACGGCAACAGGGUGGCUGCCCGAGAGGAGCCAGUUGCACUUUUGCCCACACACAGGACGAGCUAGAAAAGUACAGAAUGAGGAAUAGGAAAGCCAGUGGAGUGGUGAGGCCCUUCCUGUCAGUUCCAGCAGUUAUGCCCAAAGUGGGCACCAAAGAAGUAGGGUCAGAGGUGGGAACAGAAGUUCUGAAGAACAAUGAGGAAGUUGACCCAACCUCAGAGGACUCAUCUCCAACUCAGCUGAUCCCUAGAGGUGGAGAACACCAGGAUGAACAAUCACUUCCCAACUGUGCUAAUGGACUACCUGAUUCCAGCCUAGAACAAAAUCCCGUCAGUCACUUGGUUUCUCUAGUGUCUAGAGAGGAAUGCUGUGGUCCUCCCAAACACGGGUCUGUCCAAACGAGAGCUCAUCAUGAGAUUUAUUACUCUCAUGACCAGAGAUCCCAUUAUGACCUGCCCCCCCACCAACCUGCCAUUCCUUCUUACAAGUCAUGCAACACACGCUUCCUUCGUUCCAGCAAUGUGGCCGAGUCCAUGUUGCCCCCUUCACUGGGCCCUCUGUAUCCAGAUCAGCACCCCUCUGUUCCGCCUCCAGACAGAUUAGGCCCUGCACAUUAUGGACCACCCUCAACAUACACCUCCAUAUCUCACAGUCACUCACAUGGCGUGUACACCCCCGUCUAUGACAGCAGACGUGCAUGGAGGCCGCCGCUGUACCCCAGGGAUGGUGGGCGGAGUAACUCUCUCCCUCCAGAGGUUUUCCAUUCGUCCGUUUGCCAGCCGCCACUAAGAGAGCGAUACAACUCGCUUGACAGUCCUUAUUGCUGCGCAGCAGAGCAGAGAGCAGCAGUGCACAGGGACUCAUAUGCCCAUGUUCAUCUUGGCUAUGAGGAUCUCUAUCGCCACAAACAGGAACAGUGGGCACAUCACCACGGCAACGUGAACAGACCCUCCCAAUCGUCUCCUGUCUUCACUGUGGAUUUGUGUCCAGAGCAUCCAGAGGGUGUAGUUGGUGGGUGUAUGACUUGUAAGUGUCAUGGUGGAGAAGAAAAUCUUGCCCAAUACACCCCCUGGUCGUGCGGCACCAUCAGCCCGUUUGAGUCAGAGCCCCACCAUUUGUCAUCCCACUCCUGUUCCAAGCAGUCUGAUGGAGAGAGUGGUGGCAAACGAUGGCUACAUAUGUUUGAGCACUACAGGCGACUGAAAGAUGAAGACCCCAUCAUUCCUUUCGGAGAGGGUCCCAUUAUCUCCAAAUGGGGAGCAAUCUCUCGGGCCUCCCGCACCGGCUACCACACUGACCCAGUCCAGGCAACUGCUUUGCAGGGGAGUGCUGGUACCACGUCAAUUAACUUCAGAGACUACGGCUCUCAUAUUGGUCACAUUGACCACAGAUGGGGCCCACGUGGUGCCGAUUCCACUAGUCACUCCAGCUAUCAAGAGAGUGAUCACCUGGCAGUGCCAGGGCUGCAUGUGCAGAGUAAUUCCUUAAGCAGCUGGUCAAAGCAGAGCUCAGAACUGCUGGGUAAGUAUGGGACAGAAAGUCAACCCGACAGAAACAUUGAACUGGAGCUGUCCACUCUGGACAUGGAGGAUACUGAGACACAGGACAGCAAGCCUGAGGACUCACUUGAAACACAAAGUCACUCACACCUCUCUUCGGUCUUCAGCCAGCCAGUGGCCCAAUCCCAAAUGGACAAUAAUCUGCCUGACAGAAUGGACACCCACCAUAUAAAGAAGAUGGCAUUUAGAAAGACCCUCUCUCCUGGAGGCCUCAGUAUUGGGAAGAUGCCAAUGAGGACAUGCUCACCCAGGCCUAGAGAGCCCCCAGGACCUGAGAUGCUGCUAAACGGGACCUGAGGUGGGCUGGACACAACAGCCCCCACUUGUUCCAAUUCCACGGGGUCAUGCCAAGAAUCCACCAUACUACUUAGGUAGAAGGUAAAAUUGCCUUUAUAGGAGUCAAUUGAGGCAGCCAGAAGCAGCCAAAAGCCUUCUGUAUUCAUGUGUUCUCUUCAUAAGAGCUAGCUAUGCCCUGUAAUUAUAAUCACUAGUCAUCUAUUCAGAGUUUUUUAAAUCACCUCUCGUGGAUGAAUGAAUCACGAUGAGUCACAACUCCACCUCAGGUACUUCUUGGUGUCAGCCAAUCAAAACUCUCUUCAAUGCACAAUAGAGGGCAUCUGUGCCCACCUAUCUUCAGCCGUGUUGUUCUGAAAGUAUUUUCCUGAUUAAUUUUCUCCAUAGAGAAUUAAAAAAACUUUGUUAAAAGGUUAUAAGCCGUGAACCAAACCAAAAAGCUCUGAGGGGAAUCACACCAUUACAAAUUGCUUUGCAUUACUUUGAUUUUGACAAAGGAGCAGGACUGUGCAUUUAAUGUCUUUAAUGUGGGGAUAAACUACAAUCCCAUGAAGCAUUUAAAAAGGUUAAAAAUAUAAAACUGUUGAUUUAAAAUCAGUGAUUAUAAGAAGAGAAAAAAAUAUAUUUUAAGUUUAUUACAAAAUAUUCAGAUAUAUGGACUGUGUCAUUUAUGUGUGAAAUGGGAGUGGGGGUUCCACUUCUGUCACUCACUCGACGUUGUGUCGGUGAAGUGACACUAGGGGUCUCUCUUGAGUUGCCUCUGGGCUUUGAGAAAAGGACAAUGAGAAUUGGCAAACAGAAUUUGCAUUUCCCUCCCCUGGACAUACGUGUAAAAGGAGGGAAUCGUGCAUCUGUUUAGUCAAAUUUUUUCUUCGGAAGUUGUUGUGUGUCCAGCGAGCUGGUGUUCUCUUCUCUGCAUGCCUGUGCAGCCUAUGCCCCUGGGUGUUUCUACAGUGCUUCUAAAAGAGCAUAAAUCCUCUAAAAGGGUAACAUAAAAGUAAUCCUCUAAAAGUAACACAAAAGUUUCCUACCACCUUCUGUCGUAAGCACGAUCAACCAAGCCAGAGCUCCCUCUACCAGGCAGCUCCAUGCCCUAAAGUGGUGUCUGGUUGCAGCUGGAGGCUGAAUCCUACCAAGCCGUGCCUGUUCCCCACACGGGGUCUUUCCACACCCCCGGUGGGCCCUCAUGAGAUCCCCCUUUGAGCCACUAGAUUCAGUCAAACUGUGUUCCCUCCUCUGAAGAUGGCCCUCCUGAUUCCGCUCACCUCCAUCAAGAGGGUCGGGGACCUGCAAGCGCCCUCUGCCAGCAAAACUUGCCUGGAGCCCGGUCCGGCAGAUGCUCACGUCACCCAAGGUUCCUAUGGCACCCCUUCACGGCCAGGCGGUGAACCUGCAAGCGACCCAGUAGGAGGCAGACCCAGCAUUAUCAUUGCCGUGUCUGGUGCGUACUUUGCGCACCUAUAUUGGGCCGCACACGGAGCUCUAGAUGAUUACGAGCAGCUCUUUGUUUGCUGUGGUGGACAGCGGAAAGGGAUGCUGUCCCCAACAGAGGUUUGUCCACAAGGUCAUCAACGCCUCCUGCACCAACCUAUUAGACCCAGGCUGUGCCCGCCCCCUUGCGGGUUCGAGCACGCUCUAUGUGGAGUGUGGCAUUCUCGUGGGCACCGGCCAAUGGUGCCUCUCUAGCAGACAUGGGCAGAACAGCGGGCUGGGCAACACCCAAUACCCUUGCGAGAUCAAUAACCUCCGAGGGUUGAGUCGGUGCUGGCCCAUGUUUCUUCAGGUCUGAGCACAUAGAACUCGGCAACACCGGACAACUGACUGGGUGUACCGCUUGCGCAUAGCACUUUUUCCCUUCUUCCGAGGCGAACCCGUGCGCUUUUACCCCAGGUGAGUCCACAAAAGCUUGCGCUCCCUGGAUGUCUUUCCUCCAUAGCCCUCUGGCUCUCGAAUUUGGCAGAGGAAUUUCCAACCAGACCCACUACAGGUACUAAUUACUCUGUACUGGAAUAUGUCCUCCACAGGUAUCGGUCAUCACAAUUAUGCCCUGUGUUGUAUUUUUACCCCCUGUCGGCGGACGUAUUUGCCACAUGUGACCUUCCCAGCCUAGGCAGGAUGUGGUCUCCGCGAGGGUCCUUUACCCCUGAAAGAAUAGGUGUUGGAAACAACACCUUCCCCGAUGCGUGUUAUAGCGUUAGACAGCCCUAUAGUAAACAUAGAGAGAGAAAAGGCAGCGGCUGGCGUGGCCUGCUCCCAUGCUUGGUUGUGUCCCUCUUGCCACAACAUCAUAACAACCACUGUAACGGCCGUACCUUAUUCUCGGCUCCUCAGUGCAAAACCUGUCUAAACAGAUGCACAAUUCCCUCCUUUUAUACCCAUAUGUCCGGGGGAGGGACAUGCAAAUUCUGUUCGCCAAUUCUCAUUGGCCUUUUCUCAAAGCUCAAAGGCAACUGAGGCUCUCAAGAGAGACCACUAGUGUCACUUCACCGACACAACAUCUCGUUCCCUCCAUCAGGGAAAUGGGGUUACGAGAGUAACCUAGAUGUUCUCAGUAAAGCUCUUUUGCAGUGAUUUUUUUUUUAUUGGUGGACCUCUCUUCAGGAGCUCAUAGUUGGUCUGUCUUAAAAAGUUUAAAUGUUAUCGUCACAAAUGUUGUUCUAUUUCUCUAUAGAAAAAGAAAUGGGGGUUUUACUACGCAAUUGUUGUGCUUUAUUACCCAUGUUCUAUAACUUUGUACAAAAAGUGACGGUUCUUACUAGCUUUUAACACACUGAAUACAUUAUAAUCUACUGUAUUUGACUAUACAACAGUCUCUUCUGAUUGGUAAUUACAGAUAUACAGCAUAUCAGUGUUUACAGUAUAGAGUCAGAUAUAUAUCAAGAAUAACCAAGGUGCUCAGAAUUUAUAGUACUCGCAUUAUUGUUAUUAUUGCAGUGUUAGCCACUGAAAUGUGCAUGUAUUGUUUGGUGGGCAUCAUUAUUUAAAACAACCAUUCAUCACAGUUUAAAUGUAUGGGUUGUGGUAUACGUCUGCUAUUUCAAGGCAAUCAAUAUUUUGUACAAGUUCUUAAAGGAAUAGUUUGCCAAAAAAUUUAUUCUGUUACUACUUAUCCUCAUGUUGUUCCAAACCUUUAAGAUUUUAUUUUUUUAAAUCAGUGCAGUGAAAGUGAAUGGGCAUGGAUGCUGUCAAGCUCCAAAAAUAAAAAAAAGCAGCGUAAACAUAAUAGAUAAAUAGUAAAUUAAUAAGUAGUCCAUGUGACUUGUACACUAUUUUCUGGGGCUUCUUAAGCUGUAAAAUAACUUUGCGUGAAGAACAGACCAAAAUUUAAGUUGUAAGUUGCUGCAAAUCACCAGAUUUGCAGUUAAUGAUAGUCACGAGACUCAUGUGAACCAGUGACGUUUUUACUACAUUGUUGUCAAACCAUGUGAAUAAUGAUUUAAAUUUUGGCCCAUCUUUUAGGGUGAGCUAUUCCUUUAAUAGUUAAAAACAGCACAAUGGGAUUAGAAGGUAGAAGUUAGAAUUGAUGAGAAAAAAGAUGUGCAUUUAAAGCUUAUGUAAUGUGGAAUACAGUUUCUCUUUGAUGCGUUGUGUGUAAGUUCCCCAUUUCUGUGUUCCUGCUUAUUGUUUACAAUGGUCAAAAGUUUUCCUGUAGUUUUAGUUUGACAGAGAAAAAACGACAAUUAGACUAUAUUUCAAAUUUCCAUUAAUUUAUGACACAACAUUGGUAACUUCCAUGAAGUUGUAGUCAAAAUAUUUUCAGUACCAAAAUCAGAAUCCACUUUAUUGUCAAGUGUGCUUGACAUACAAGGAAUUUUCCUUGGUGACAGAAGCUUCCAGUGCACACACAAUACAACAAGUCAGAGAUAAAAAAAUAAAAAAGAGUGAAUAGAAAUAUAAGUAUAUAUAGAAAUACCCAAUAAGACAAAAAUAUACAUAUAGUAUGUACAAAUAAAAAUCUGUUAUAUACUGUGCAAGGGAAUAUAAUGCAGAAGAGGUAGGAUAUGUUAAAUAAUAUAAUUGACUAGGCUGUGUAUUGCACGUAAUUAUAGAAUAGUUUUAACUGUUCAUGAGGUGGAUAGCCAUAGGGGAAAAAAACAUUCUUGUGCCUGACAGUUCUGAUGCUCAGUGCUCUGUAGCGCCAGCCAGAAGGCAACAGUUCAAAAAGGUAGUGGGAUGAGUAGGGUCCAGAGUGAUUUGACCAGCCCUUUUCCUCUGUCUACAACUGUCAAUAUUUCCUAUUUGGUAAACAAGCACACAUUUUAAGAAACAUGUGGUGUUUAUUUACAGUAAAUGCAGUAUGAUGUUUUUCUGCUUCUAUCUUUUAUUUUAUAAAAACGGUCACUUAUUUUACUGCUAUUCACUUGUUUUCUUUGUUAUUUCUUUUCUUUCUUAAAUGUAUUGUAUCUUGUGUUGGUAUUUGUGUAUGAAUGUGCACAUGUAUGUAUUUGUUAAUCCUGAACAAAAAACGUAUAUGAAUGCAGGAUCACUUAAGACUGUUAAAUCCUGGUUUUACUUUACGUUUAUAAGCGUAAUGAGAAAUGUGGAGUUAAAUCUUUCUGGUCUCGGCAUUUGUCUCAUACAGUCAAAGUUUUAUUUUCAACAUGGCGUGUUAACAGUUGCACCUCUGCAGCCCUAUAGGAAAGAGAUAUUAAUUUAAAGGGACAGUUCACCCAAAAAGAAAAUUCUGCGAUCAUUUACUCACCCUCAUUUCGCUCCAACCCUGUAUGACUUUCUUUCUUCUUCAGAAAACAAAAGAAAAUAUGUUGAAGAAUGUUAAAUACCGGUUUUGUCCAUUCAAUGAAAAUCAUUGGUGUCCAAAACAAUAUUGGACCUCAUUGACUUUCAUUGUAUGGACAAAAAAAUAAAUUUCUCAAAAUAUCUUCUUUUGUGUUCCACUGAAGAAAGAACUGCAUACAGGUUUGAAGCAACAUGAGGGUGAGUAAAUGAUGACAGAAUUUGGGUGAACUAUCCCUUUAAGCUUGCAUGAAGUGCAGGUGUAAUAUCUUGUUACAACAUGAUUUAGUGCAUGAAUAGAAACAAUGUGUUUUGCCUUUAUUUAUUUUUUGUUUAUAGAGAAAAGUAUUUGCCAUUAUUUUUAAUAUCAUUGUAUUUAUCUCAUCUGAAGUGAGUGAUUUAAAAAUAGAGCUGGGUUAGUAGUUACACAUGUGUUCAUUUCAAUAUCUUGCUAGCUUUCAAACUGUGUUUAAAAUGUUGCUUUCUCAUUAAUUUUUUUUAUCACCCAAAGCAACUUAACAAAGCCUUAUGAGUACGUUUUAUCAGCCCAGCUCUGUAUCAUGCAUGCAUCCUUUGGGAAAGGGUUUCUUUGGCAAAGGAAGUAUGAUUGUGUAGUUGUGUCACACAACACCCCAGUGCUGUGAGUGUACUGCACUUGCCCACUUUGUGGUUGUAUCUUGUAUCAUGUUCACUUCUUGCCUAUUGCACUUAGUGUCUGUUUUUAUGGAUGAAUAUCAGGAUUAUGUUUGUAAUUUUUAAAGUUUUCUUUCCUUGGAAAUUUACAUUUUGUUUGCAUUUGAAUUUUAAAAAUUUGCUUGGCUGGGGAAGGACUUUUGUGACAAGCUUGUUUUAUCCUGUGUGUGGCCGCAAAAAACAAACUGGUGUGUUGGAUAUUUUUGUCUGUAUUAGACAUUUUAUUUGCAAAUCUAUUGUUCGAUUCAAUUGUAAAUGAAUACAAGAUGGACAUCCAUCAUUUUGUAAAGCCAGAGCCAUUAUUAGAUGGACAUACUGCAAAUUUUUAUGAUAUAGUCAGCUAUAUUUAAAUAUAUGAAGAUAUUUAUGGUCACUGAAAGAGAAUCUAAAAGUUAGGAAUAUCUUUUGAUUAAAUAAUAAUAAUAGUAAUAAUAAUAAUAUAUAUAUAUAUAUAUGUAUAUGUAUGUAUGUAUGUAUGUAUAUGUAUGUAUGUAUGUAUAUGUAUGUAUGUAUGUAUGUAUGUAUAUAUACAUACAUAUACAGAAUAUAUAGAAAUGUAGCCAAUGCACAGUUCAAUCUUACUGGUUUUGGUUGUUUGUUUGUUAUUGCUCUUGUAUCUUGGCUAAAAUUUGCUCUGAUAUGUAGGGCAAGCUACUGAGAUGAAGUGAAAGUUCAUGACAUGUAAGUUAAUGAAAUGUAACUGCAUGCCAAGAUAAUAAACACAGUUAUG